UUGAGGAAAUGUUGUAGCGCUCAGAGGAGGCGAACAACGCACAGGUUUUCUUUGCUGCUGCCUUCGGAGCCAUGAGCAGAGCGCUUAUAUCGGACCAUAUCGACAAUAGCUUCCGAGAAGAUGCUCCCCGUCCCCCGGUCCCGGGGGAGGAGGGCGAGGUGCUGCCGUGCUACCCCGGAAAACUCGCCAUGAUGAGACCCCAGGGUACCGCGGUCAAAGCGCUUUUGCUCGCGCCUCCCGGUUACACUGCGAAGAGGAACGAGGAUGGACUUGGGGAACCCGAGGGGAGCGCGUCACCGGAUUCGCCGCUAGCCCGGUGGACCAAGUCGUUGCAUUCUCUUCUUGGGGACCAAGACGGUGCUCAUCUUUUUAGGACAUUCCUGGAGCGCGAGAAAUGCGUCGACACUUUAGACUUUUGGUUCGCCUGUAAUGGUUUCAGGCAGAUGGACCUKAAGGAUACCAAAACGCUGCGAGUCGCCAAAGCUAUURACAAGCGCUAUAUUGACACCAGCAGCAUAGUUGCCAAGCAGCUCAAGCCUGCGACCAAAACCUUCAUUCGGGAUAAUAUCAAGAAGCAACAGAUUGAUUCGGCUAUGUUCGACCAGGCYCAGACCGAGAUCCAGACCAGCAUGGAGGAGAGCCCCUACCAGAUGUUCUUGACCUCGGACAUUUACCUCGAGUAUGUGAGGAGCGGGGGCGAGAACCCUGCUCAUGUGAACCCUAACGGGCUAGGUAGCCUGAAGCUGGUGUGUGGGUACCUGCCCACCCUGAAUGAGGAAGAGGAGUGGAGUUGUAAUGAUUUCAAAGCCAAAGCGCUGGCUUCUGUGGUUGGACUUUCUUCCCAGGCGCUGAGGGCAACAGUGUCUAUGAGGACGGUGGAGGUGAUGGAGAAGGGGUACAGGUCCCACAGGCGAGGGGACCCGGUCAACCCGUACCAUGUGGGCUCAUUUGCCCCAGCCACCAGCACCAACGACAGCGAGGUGUCCAGCGACGCCAUGACAGACGACUCCAUGUCCAUGACCGACAGCAGUGUAGAUGGCAUCCCUCCCUACAAGCUGGGCUCCAAGAAGCACAUGCAGAGAGAGAUGCAGCGCAACAUGAGGAUGAACAGCCAAGUCUCCCUACCUGCCUUCCCUGUAAGUGUACACACACACACACAAAUGUCAUAUUGCCCCACUUAUUAGUGCUUUUCAGUAGUGCAACAUCCAUUUCCAUGGUCUGUAUUCAGGUCUGCUGUUCUGUGUAUAGUACCACCAUCUCUAUUCAACAACUACAACAACAACAAAGAUCUGAGAGCAAAGCAGAUGUCAGUCCCCCCCACACACCACCCCUCGCUACCUUUGUAACCCACACCCCCGUUGGGUUCCUUGAAGUCUGCAGGAGUCUGUUUCUAAGCUGUUUAUCCGGUGCAUUCUAAAGACCAGUGUCUUCUCUUCACACACUGAUGAUGAAAAUAUACACAGAAUGGAGAGAUGGGGGAGAGCUCCCUCUCUCUCAGCUUUAUCUGUAGGCUCUACGAAUCAAUGCCGGCUUCCUCCACAU
This is a messenger RNA of Salvelinus sp. IW2-2015, 1542 nucleotides long. RefSeq names its product axin-2. NCBI's taxonomy places the organism in Eukaryota, Metazoa, Chordata, Actinopteri, Salmoniformes, Salmonidae. Gene Ontology annotation, molecular function: ubiquitin protein ligase binding; molecular adaptor activity; I-SMAD binding. The record is from RefSeq and is a predicted model, not a curated record. Gene Ontology annotation, biological process: negative regulation of canonical Wnt signaling pathway; positive regulation of protein kinase activity; regulation of centromeric sister chromatid cohesion. Gene Ontology annotation, cellular component: beta-catenin destruction complex; nucleus; plasma membrane.